Messenger RNA from Caenorhabditis remanei, 414 nucleotides. RefSeq lists its product as uncharacterized. NCBI's taxonomy places the organism in Eukaryota, Metazoa, Nematoda, Chromadorea, Rhabditida, Rhabditidae. The transcript has 5 exons. The record is from RefSeq and is a predicted model, not a curated record. The coding region runs from base 1 to 414 and encodes 137 amino acids.
AUGCUAGAGGCGAUUUACGCCAAGAUAAUGGGAGUCGGGUCAAGUCGUCAUGACAAACGUCAAGGAUGCUGGUCAUGGGGAGAGUCGUCAAACGGCGAGGAGAAACGAAUGAAACGACCGAAGAAGUUGCCGUCGAAAUUGCGAUUGAAAAUAAGUGGAAAUCAGCGACGCCGUCGCGAGGACACGUUCGUCGUGUGGGAGGAGAUACCGACGCCGUCGGUAUGCGAUCACCGCGACACAAUGAACUCGGACGCAUCGUCGACGCCGUCGCCGCCGUCCGCGCCGACACAGGAGAGGUUGAUGCAGCAUCGAAACUUCACGGUUUCAAAGCGUCUGGUUUUGAAACGUUCCGGUGUCAAUACGAAAAGUUUGGUGCCUUGUUUCUCAUCACUUCAUCUCUGCGGCUUGAAAUAG